Anolis sagrei ordinatus is the source of this 3811-nucleotide messenger RNA. RefSeq names its product GTP binding protein 2 (gene GTPBP2). Gene Ontology annotation, biological process: translational elongation. The record is from RefSeq and is a predicted model, not a curated record. NCBI's taxonomy places the organism in Eukaryota, Metazoa, Chordata, Lepidosauria, Squamata, Anolidae. Gene Ontology annotation, molecular function: GTPase activity; translation elongation factor activity; GTP binding.
UGCCCCGCGCUCCUCUUUCUGACGCCAGGAGGAGAGCCUGAGAGAGCGAGCCCUCAGAAGCCAAGUGCGGCGCUGGCAGGAGCAGGAGCUCAGCCGGGGAAGGGAGGCAGGAGGAGGAGGAGGAGGCGCCGCCGCCAGGGAUGGACUCGCGGGUCUCGGAACUCUUCGGCGGCUGCUGCCGGCCAGGAGGAGGCGGAGGCGGAAGCGGCGGGGGGGCUCUGCGAGGCCGCUCCGGAGCCGGCUCCAGCAGCGGGGGCUCCUCUUCCAAGGGCAGGAAGAAGAACGGGAGGCACCGCGGGGGGAAGGCCAACAACCCGCCCUACCUGCCGCCUGAGGCAGAAGAUGGCAACAUAGAAUAUAAGCUGAAACUAGUCAAUCCUUCUCAGUACCGCUUUGAACAUCUAGUAACGCAGAUGAAGUGGCGACUACAAGAAGGCCGUGGGGAAGCAGUCUACCAGAUUGGCGUUGAGGACAAUGGGCUGCUUGUAGGAUUGUCGGAAGAAGAGAUGCGUGCCUCGCUCAAAACACUCCGGCGAAUGGCUGAGAAAGUAGGAGCUGAUAUCACUGUUCUACGGGAAAGAGAAGUUGAUUAUGACAGUGAUAUUCCCAGGAAGAUAACAGAGGUUCUAGUCCGAAAAGUCCCAGAUAACCAGCAGUUCCUAGACCUACGAGUGGCUGUGCUUGGGAAUGUGGAUUCAGGCAAAUCAACUCUGUUAGGUGUCUUGACACAAGGAGAACUUGAUAAUGGGCGGGGUAGAGCUCGACUCAACCUUUUCCGGCAUCUGCACGAAAUCCAGUCUGGGAGGACAUCCAGCAUCAGCUUUGAAAUUCUUGGCUUCAACAGCAAGGGAGAGGUAGUAAAUUACAGUGACUCACGGACAGCUGAGGAGAUCUGUGAGAGCUCCUCCAAGAUGAUCACUUUCAUUGAUUUGGCCGGCCAUCAUAAGUACCUGAAAACCACUAUCUUUGGCCUCACAAGCUACUGCCCAGACUUUGCAAUGCUGGUGGUGAGCGCAAACACUGGGAUUGCAGGCACAACUCGAGAGCAUCUAGGCUUGGCUAUGGCCCUCAAAGUCCCUUUCUUCAUUGUCAUUAGCAAAGUGGACUUGUGCUCAAAAGCCACAGUGGAGCGGACAGUGAAGCAGCUGGAGCGGAUCCUGAAACAGCCCGGCUGCAACAAGCUCCCUUUGCUGGUAACAUCAGAUGACGACGCAGUCACAGCAGCACAGCAGUUUGCCCAGUCUCCUAACAUCACUCCUAUCUUCACCUUGUCUAGUGUUUCUGGAGAAAAUUUGGAGCUUCUGAAAGUUUUCCUCAACAUCCUUCCUCCUCUGACAAACAGCAAAGAACAGGAAGAGCUAAUGCAACAGCUUACUGAGUUCCAGGUGGAUGAGAUCUACACUGUGCCUGAGGUGGGCACUGUUGUUGGCGGAACCCUAUCAAGUGGAAUAUGUAAAGAAGGAGAAAACCUGGUGGUUGGUCCAACCGAUGAUGGCAAAUUUCUACAGCUGAGAGUAUGCAGCAUCCAAAGGAACCGUUCGGCGUGCCGUGUGCUUCGUGCUGGGCAGGCUGCCACUCUGGCUCUCGGACACUUUGACCGCUCGCUACUGCGCAAAGGCAUGGUGAUGGUCAGCCCAGAAAUGAACCCUACCAUUUGCUCAGCGUUUGAAGCUGAAAUUGUUCUGCUCUUCCAUGCCACAACUUUUCGGAAGGGAUUCCAAGUAACAGUGCAUGUUGGCAAUGUGCGGCAAACAGCAGUUGUUGAGAAGAUCCAUGGAAAGGAUAAGCUGCGGACAGGAGAAAAGGCUGUGGUUUGCUUCAGAUUCAUUAAACACCCUGAGUAUCUGAAGAUAGGAGCAAAACUUCUUUUCCGGGAAGGUGUUACCAAAGGUAUUGGACAUGUUACUUACAUUCAAGCUAUCACCAUUGGUGAAAACGGCUUGGAGCAGGGCCUGGAUGCCGAGCUGGUCAGUUUUUGACUCUUGCCACAUCUGUGGAGUUUCCCCAAUGUAAGCAAUAGGAGAAGGGAAGGAACCUCUCCCUAGUGGGCAGAGUUGCUGCUGGCCAGUCGAGGUACAUGGGCAGAUCUCCUCUUUCGCAUGGCAGAAGCCAGAACCACCUUUUGGAUUAUUAAGUGGUCUUCCCGGAACAAGUUAAGCAUGUUGUUUGUCCACCACCUGCUGCUUCCAUAUCCCUGCCUUUCCUGGAAUAGACAAGAGAGCAGCUAGCUGCAUCUUUGCCUUGGCUGGCAAUUCCUGCUUUCGUUGAGAAAUUAUUCCUGGGUAGAGGGCGAAGCCCUUUGUGUUCUGCGCUGCAGCCUGGGGUUUCUGCCACCUGGGAGACAGCAGCAGCAGCGGACCCAUUUCUUCCCACCGGGCCCAGUUCCUUUUAGUGUCCUGCUGCCUAGUUUUGUGACUAAGAGUGACAGCUGAAUGUUUUUCAUUCCCUGCAGUACAGCUCAGGAAGUUUCUUUAAAUUCAUCUUUAAGUUAUUUUCAUUUAAUCUAUUGAUUGUGUUCCUUUUAUCAGCUAAAGAAAGACUCAUUUUUAAAGGGAGUUGGGAAGGAACAUUUCAGAAACACCAGUCUAAUAGCAACUACAGCUCUUAGCUCAUGAAUGUAAUAUUGCCAUGUUUCCACAGGGCCCUCUGAAAGUCAUUUCUCCUUUAUUAGGAGCAUUGAUCAGGAGCCAUCUAUACUUGCAGCCCUCAAACAAAUCUCCCUGUUUUUAUUGGCUGCUUAUUGGGAAGCUACUUACAAUCUUGAGACGUCUGUUCAGUCCGAUUUAGCCAGUGAGUGCACUGGGAUUCCAGUCCAACCUGUUUCUUGGGGAAACACGCUUUAAUCUCCUAUAAUUAAACCAUCAAGGGUUAUUCAGUCAUCACAGGAAGUUUUGCAGUGUUGUCACAAUUUUGACUCUUGUGCAGCAUGGCCAACUGCAGCAAUUCAACAACACUACUAUUGUCUGUGUCCCAGAAAACCAUAUUUAUAUCUAUGAUCUUAUUUACAACUGCUUGAUGUUACUUGUUUGCUAAAUUAGCAAUGGAGUAAGGCAACCUUAAAGCACUUAAAGAUUUCAUUUAUAAUUUUGUUUCAGGGCAUUUCAUUUUAAAAGCUGACAACAGUAUUAUUUUACUUCAAUAUAUCUUAAUCACUGAUGCAGUGGGAGGGAGUGUCCAAAUAAGAGUCAGCAUGGCCAGUAAAGAAAAAAAUAAUGCUGACUUUUCAUUAAAUCAAGACCCCUCCUCUGUUUCAUUUGUCCUACAAGUGCUGAAUUAUUAAAUGUUAUACUACCAUUCAAAGCUGUUUUGCUACAUAGAAAUCUUCUAGGUUUUUGAUGCUUUUUCAACAGAACCAAUGAUAAUUCACUUCAUUCAUAAUUUUUCAAUAGUACAAUGAGCACUUGUUAUAAAGGAGUUUUAAAUUCCACCUACCAGUAUUUAUCAUGGUUCUUUUGUAACAAAAGUUUCUUUCUCUACUUCCCUUUUAAUCAUUUGGAUCACCACUUUUUAUGAAAAUAUACUCUAUACCGUAUUUACCUUCCACUAUGGUCUAAGCAGGUUUGUUCUCAAAAGAGGAAACUGCUUUCCCUGCAUUUUACAGAGGUGGCGGGGUUAACUCCAUUGUAAACAUAAACAUACAAGGUGCUGUCAGUCCUGACAUUUGGUUGUUUCCUUCCCUUGCCUUCUCUUGUGUGUUUUUAGUGCCAUGCUUUUCAUAUCCAUUGUUUGUGAACUCUUUAAAGCAGGGAGAUACCUUCAUCUCUCUUUAUAUAUAAUGUACAAAAUAAAGAUGUUUUAUUGAAAGAAUAAA